Molecule: messenger RNA, 648 nt
Organism: Musa acuminata subsp. malaccensis (wild Malaysian banana)
Lineage: Eukaryota; Viridiplantae; Streptophyta; Magnoliopsida; Zingiberales; Musaceae
Source: RefSeq, a predicted model, not a curated record
AUGACUGAAAUAAAUGAUGAACUUGCCAUUCGUUUCCGUCACAACGUCGUGUUCUACCACCUACACCUCUUCUCUAAUCCAUCAGCCGUAGGAGCCCAGACGGCUUCCGACAUCUCCCGCACCAAAGAGCGGGUCUGGUCCGGCCUCGCCACGCGGCGGCCAUGGCGGGAGCUUGCCGACGUGCGCGCCAUCCGCCUCCCUCCCAUCCUCGGCGUGGCCUACCUCCGGAUCCGCAGCAACGCCGCCUACUUUGACAUGAACUACGUCAUUGUCGUUCAUCCCGUCGUCUUCCUUAGCCCCCUCUGGCACCCCACCUCCCUCAUGGUCUUCCUCUACUUCGUUCGUAACGAGCCGCUUGUCGCUCUCGUCCGCACCUGCGUCAACGACCGGACCAUCCUGAUUGCGCUCUCCAUGGUGACCCUAGUGCUGCUCCUGCGCACCAAGGCCACGUCCGACGUGCUCAUCUCCCGGCUGGUCGGCCUGCGGAUGGUGCUCAUCCACGCCGCGCUGCUGCGGACUGAGGAUCUGGUGCUGAAGGAGGAGGCCGCCGGGUCCGAGACGUGGUACGCUGCCGUUCCUCAAUCUCAACCAAUUAGCGCCGCCUUCACCGACGCGGCCAACCCAAAUAGACCGGCGAUCGCAGAGUAA